AUGAUCAUUUGGGGAAAAAUCGAGGAUGACUAUCCCACGACAAGAACAGCGCUGGUAGAAAGCUUGGACACCAACUACAACGGGAUAGCAGUAGGAAAGACACUAGUCACGAUUGGGAAAGACCAAAAGGUACCCGUGAGGAUUGUGAACCUCGGCACAGUAGAGAAACAUUUACGGGAAGGUAGCAUCAUCGCUGGUUGCCAUGCUUUAGAGAUGAUACGAAACUGCAGCAGUGAAAAUCCCGACGGAACACUCAUGCCCAGUGAACCACAGGUUACUAAACUUCUGGCAGAAGUCAAAACGAUCUUGUCAAAGGAACAGUACACCAAAGCAGAACGAUUCCUCAGAGAGUUCUCCGACAUAUUGCCAUCUGAUGAAAUGGACUUUGGGCGAACAAACCUGAUCCAGCAUCGAAUAGACACAGGAAACACUAGGCCCAUCCGACAACAACCACGUCGCCUGCCGCUAGCAAAACACCAAGAAGCUAUGGACAUGAUAGAACGGAUGAGGCAGCAGGGGGUUGUUGAACCAUCCAACAGUCCGUGGUGUUCACCCAUCGUCUUGAAGAAGCGUCAAGUACCUUGGGCACAUCGUGUCAAAGGAGGGAGUCAGCACAGACCCGGACAAAGUUGA
Biomphalaria glabrata is the source of this 633-nucleotide messenger RNA. RefSeq lists its product as uncharacterized. The coding region runs from base 1 to 633 and encodes 210 amino acids. Lineage: Eukaryota; Metazoa; Mollusca; Gastropoda; Planorbidae. The record is from RefSeq and is a predicted model, not a curated record. The transcript is spliced from 2 exons.